This is a messenger RNA of Botrytis cinerea B05.10, 666 nucleotides long. RefSeq lists its product as hypothetical. Lineage: Eukaryota; Fungi; Ascomycota; Leotiomycetes; Helotiales; Sclerotiniaceae. The record is from RefSeq and is a predicted model, not a curated record. The transcript is spliced from 4 exons. The coding region runs from base 163 to 516 and encodes 117 amino acids.
GACUGCCAUUCCGACCUCGGGUUAUUUGGUACGUAUGAAUUGCUUUUCUUGCUUCAUAUAUCUCUACUUUUGGACAUCUUUCGAAUUCAUCACCUCGACAUCGAAUACGCAAACUUACAUACACAUUUUACAUCCUCUUCUCUCAUAUAAAACACAUUCAAAAUGGCACCAAAAGGACCCUACAAGCUCGUUACAGUUAACAAAGUCCCAGCUCGGGCAAAGAUCUUGAUUGGGAGGGUGGUUGAGGAUGUUAAGGAUAGCUAUACCAUUGAAUAUGUCAAGAACGCCGAACGAAUGGAAGACGUAAAAGCCAUGGUCGAGGAGCAACAACCAGAUGUUUUGUUCGUAGCCUCAAUGUGGACCGCCGAAGAGGCAAACGAAAUCCAAGAAAUCGCCAAGUCCACCAAGCCAGGUAUCAAAACCAUGGCCAUCCCACACGGGUUACAAAUCGAAAAGGGUCCAGAUGCUGUUGUGGAGUUUUUGAAGGAGCAGUGGCCGGGACUUGUUGACAACUAGGAAAAGAAAAGAUAGAUCGAAGUAAGAUAAAAGAAAGGCGUGGAAUACAUGGAUGUAUAGAGACUCUAGAUGCAUUUAUGUAUGAAUGUUUGCAAAUACCCAUAGAAAACUCAAAGUAUAAAUAUAAUCAUGACAUCUAAUAUUGAAGCA